GAAGGUUCGGGGGAGUCCGAUGCUUUUUGUAUGGUACCAUUUGGACUGGAAACAUGUCAUCCUCCUAUUCGCCCGCGGACGACCUCUCCCCCGUGUUUAGCGGGAUUUGAAUGGCUCACUUCACCGCUUGUUCUCGCUUUGGAUCUAAGACCCUUCAACAAAGCUGUCAAACCGAAGUGACGCUUUCACAGAAAGGAUGGCUGAGAGGCUCUCAGCAUGAAUUCAGGAUCGCACACAGCACACGGAUAAAGAGAACCCGAACCACCGUCAAGGUGUGUAGGCGAGUGAGGCCAUUUUACCCCCCAAGAUGGUGGCCUUGUCACUAAAGAUCUGCGUGCGCCAAUGCAAUGUGGUCAAAACGAUGCAGUUUGAGCCAUCCACGCCUGUGUACGACGCCUGCAGGAUCAUCCGGGAACGUGUCCCAGAAGCUCAGUCCGGACAAGCCUCCGAUUAUGGUCUUUUCCUGUCUGACGAUGAUCCCAGGAAAGGAAUAUGGCUGGAAUCUGGAAGAACCCUGGAUUACUACAUGCUACGAAACGGAGAUAUUUUGGAGUACAAGAAGAAACAAAGACCGCAGAAGAUCAAAAUGCUUGACGGCGCAGUGAAGACCAUCAUGGUGGACGACUCCAAAACGAUCGGGGAGCUUCUUGUUACCAUAUGCAGUCGAAUAGGAAUCACCAACUAUGAGGAGUACUCACUCAUUCAGGAGGUGCCGGAGGACAAGAAGGAGGACGGAAUGGGAACACUGAAAAAAGACAGAACGCUUUUACUGCGAGACGAGAGGAAGAUGGAGAAGCUCAAAGCCAAACUGCAUACAGAUGAUGACUUGAACUGGCUGGACCACAGCAGGACCUUCAGAGAGCAGGGGGUGGAGGAAAGCGAGACGCUGCUACUCAGGCGCAAGUUCUUCUAUUCGGAUCAGAAUGUGGACUCGCGGGACCCCGUCCAGCUCAACCUGCUUUACGUCCAGGCCAGGGAUGACAUAUUGAAUGGAUCCCACCCUGUCUCCUUUGACAAAGCCUGUGAGUUUGCAGGGAUCCAGGCUCAGAUCCAGUUUGGACCCCACGUGGAGCACAAACACAAGCCUGGAUUUCUCGACCUGAAGGAAUUCUUGCCGAAAGAAUACAUCAAGCAAAGAGGGUCAGAGAAAAAAGUAUUCCAAGAUCAUAGAAACUGUGGAGAGAUGACAGAGAUAGAAGCAAAAGUGAAAUAUGUAAAACUGGCCAGAUCAUUGCAAACAUAUGGAGUGUCCUUUUUCCUGGUGAAGGAAAAGAUGAAGGGUAAAAAUAAAUUGGUCCCACGCCUGCUGGGGAUAACCAAAGAGUCUGUGAUGCGAGUAGAUGAGAAGACGAAAGAUGUGGUGCAGGAGUGGCCGCUGACGACGGUCAAAAGAUGGGCCGCCUCCCCUAAGAGCUUCACCCUGGAUUUUGGUGAGUACCAGGAGAGUUAUUACUCUGUCCAAACUACAGAGGGAGAACAAAUAUCCCAACUCAUUGCCGGAUAUAUUGACAUCAUUCUGAAAAAGAAGCAGAGUAAGGAUCGCUUUGGCCUUGAGGGAGAUGAGGAGGCUACCAUGUUGGAGGAAUCUGUUUCCCCUAAGAAGUCCACGAUUUUACAGCAACAGUUCAACCGGGUGGGUCGGGUGGAGCAUGGCUCGGUAGCCCUACCGGGUAUAAUUCGCUCAGGGUCCGCUAGCAACUCUGACACUUUCAAUGUAGGCACCAUGCCCUCUGCCCAACAACAAAUCACCACUGGACAGAUGCACAGAGGACAUAUGCCACCGCUGAAUCUAGCCCAGCAGGCCCUGAUGGGGACAAUCAACAGCAGCAUGAAUGCCGUGCAGCAGGCCCAGGCUGACCUGGGACAUGUCGAUAAUCUGCCUCCUCUUGGCCAUGACCUGGCAUCCAGAGUUUGGGUUCAGAAUAAAGUGGAUGAAUCCAAACAUGAAAUCCACUCUCAGGUUGACGCCAUCACUGCUGGAACGGCAUCUGUGGUCAAUCUCACUGCAGGUGAGCCCACGGAAACUGACUACACGGCGGUUGGUUGCGCCAUCACUACUAUCUCCUCCAACCUGACUGAAAUGUCGAAGGGCGUCAAGCUCCUUGCCGCCUUAAUGGACGAUGAGAUCGGCAGCGGACACAAGCUCAUGGGUGCCGCCAGGAUGCUGGCGGGAGCGGUGUCAGAUCUGCUCAGAGCUGUUGAGCCUGCGGCCGCUGAGUCCAGGCAGACUGUGCUGACUGCAGCAGGAAGUAUCGGACAAGCCAGCGGGGACCUGCUCCGUCACAUGGGGGAAGGGGAGACUGAUGAGAAGUUCCAGGACACCCUGAUGAAUUUGGCCAAGGCAGUGGCCAAUGCAGCUGCCAUGUUGGUUCUGAAGGCCAAGAAUGUGGCCCAGGUGGCCGAGGACACCAUAUUGCAGAACCGCGUGAUUGCGGCCGCCACUCAGUGUGCCCUUUCCACCUCACAGCUGGUAGCCUGCACCAAGGUGGUGAGUCCAACCAUCAGCUCCCCCGUAUGUCAGGAGCAGCUUGUGGAAGCCGGGAAGCUGGUGGACCGCUCUGUGGAAACGUGCGUCAAAGCUUGCCGCUCAGCCAGCGACGAUGGCGACCUGCUGAAGCAGGUCGGCGCAGCGGCCGGCGUGGUGAGCCAGGCCCUCAGCGACCUUCUGCAGCACGUCCGCCACUACGCCAGCUGCGGCGAGCCCAUCGGACGCUAUGACCAGGCCACUGACACCAUCAUGAAUGUCACCGAAAAUAUUUUUACUUCAAUGGGCGAUGCUGGUGAGAUGGUGCGCCAGGCCCGAGUUCUAGCGCAAGCCACCUCUGACUUGGUCAAUGCCAUGCGAUCUGACGCCGAGGCAGAAGUGGAUGUUGACAACUCCAAGAAGCUAUUAGCCGCAGCUAAACUGCUGGCUGACGCUACAGCUAGAAUGGUGGAGGCAGCUAAGGGGGCGGCUGCUUACCCGGAGAAUGAAGACCAGCAGCAGAGGCUCCGAGAAGCAGCUGAGGGUUUGCGUGUCGCCACUAAUGCCGCCGCUCAAAAUGCAAUAAAGAAAAAGCUAGUCAGCAGGCUGGAGGUAGCUGCUAAGCAGGCGGCGGCGGCUGCUACUCAAACAAUUGCAGCUGCGCAAAAUGCCGCGGCUUCCAACAAAAAUACGGUCUCACACCAACAGCUUGUACACAGCUGCAAGGCAGUAGCAGAUGGCAUUCCUCAAUUGGUGCAAGGCAUGAGAAGCAGCCAAGCCCAACCCGAGGAGCUUGGAGCCCAGCUUGCCCUCAUCAUGGCUAGCCAGAGUUUCUUACAGCCUGGAAGUAAAAUGGUGGUGUCCGUGAAGUCGGCCGUUCCGACGGUGGCUGACCAAGCUGCGGCUAUGCAACUGGGACAGUGUGCAAAGAAUCUGGCAACCUGCUUAGCAGAGCUCAGAACAGCCACCCAGAAGGCCCAUGAGGCAUGCGGUCCACUGGAGAUCGACUCAGCCCUCAAAACGGUUCAGGCGCUCAAAUGUGAGCUGCAGGAUGCCAAGAUGUCCGUUAUUGACAGCCAACUCAAACCACUCCCCGGGGAAUCGUUGGAGAAGUGUGCACAGGAUUUGGGAAGCACAUCGAAGGCUGUGGGCUCUUCCAUGGCCCAACUGCUGACUUGUGCUGCUCAAGGCAAUGAACAUUAUACAGGUGUGGCUGCCAGAGAAACGGCGCAGGCAUUAAGGACGUUGGCACAAGCAGCCAGAGGUGUCGCAGCCAGCACUAAAGAGCCUCAGGCCGCAGCUGCAAUGCUAGACUCUGCCCAUUGCGUCAUGGAGGGCUCAUCCAUGCUAAUCCAUGAGGCCCACCAGGCCCUGGUACAUCCAGGAGAUGCGGAAAGUCAGCAGCGACUUGCACAGGUGGCCAAAGCUGUGUCGCACUCGCUGAAUAAUUGUGUGAACUGCCUGCCGGGCCAGAAGGAUGUUGACAUGGCUCUCAGGAGCAUCGGAGAAGCCAGCAAGAAGUUGCUGGUAGAAAUUCUUCCCCCCUGCAGUAAGACGUUGCAGGAAGCUCAGACGGAUCUGAACCAUACAGCGGCUGAGCUCAACCACUCGGCAGGCGAGGUCGUUCACUCCUCCCGUGGAACGAGCAGCCAGCUGGCUGCCGCUUCCGGGAAGUUCAGCCAAGACUUUGAUGAGUUCCUGGAUGCUGGUGUCGAGAUGGCAGGACACACCCAAAGCAGGGAUGAUCAGAUCCAAGUUAUUGGUAAUCUGAAGAACAUCUCAAUGGCAUCCAGUAAGCUUCUGCUGGCCGCCAAGUCUCUGUCUGUCGAUCCCAAUGCAGCCAACGCAAAGAAUCUUCUUGCAGUCGCAGCACGCGCGGUGACAGAGAGUAUCAACCAGCUGAUCACGCUCUGCACACAGCAGGCCGCAGGACAAAGGGAGUGCGACAACGCCUUGAGGGAAUUGGAGGCUGUGAGGGGACUCCUGGAUAAUCCCAGUGAGCCCAUCAAUGAACUGUCCUAUUUUGACUGCAUCGAGAGUGUCAUGGAAAAUUCAAAGAUCCUCGGAGAGUCGAUGGCAGGCAUCUCGCAGCAUUGUAAGACAUGUGACGUGGUGGCUUUUGGGGAGUGUGUCGGUGUGGCGUCCAAGGCCCUCUGUGGGCUGACAGAGGCUGCAGGACAGGCCUCUUAUCUUGUAGGUGUGUCUGAUCCCAAUAGUCAGUCAGGCUAUGAGGGCCUGGUAGACCCCAUCCAGUUUGCACGCGCCCACCAAGCCAUACAGAUGGCUUGUCAGAGCUUAGUGGACCCAAAUAGUAGUCCCUCACAGGUGUUGUCUGCGGCAACGAUUGUAGCGAAGCACACGUCGGCUUUGUGCAAUGCCUGCCGCCUCGCUUCGUCAAAGACCUCCAACCCCGUCGCUCGGCGACAGUUUGUGCAGUCAGCCAAAGAGGUGGCCAACACCACCGCCAACCUGGUCAAGACCAUCAAGGUCAACUCCCCAACUGAUCAAAACGCUUUAGAUGCCGAUUUUUCUGAGGACAGCAGAAACAAAUGUCGAGUUGCCACCGCUCCACUCCUUGAAGCUGUCGAAAACCUGUCUACCUUUGCCAACAACCCUGACUUUGCGAGUAUCCCAGCUCAAAUCAGCAACGAGGGUUCAGUCGCCCAGGAGCCGAUUGUUCGUUCAGCCCGCUCCAUGCUUGAUAGCUCCACUUACCUCUUAGAAACGGCCCGCUCGUUGGUCCUCAACCCCAAGGAUCCCCCCACUUGGUCGAUCCUCGCUGGUCACUCGAGAACGGUUUCUGACUCGAUCAAGAGCCUCAUCACUUCCAUCAGGGACAAGGCACCAGGACAGAAAGAGUGUGAUUACUCUAUAGAUAGCAUCAAUAAAUGUAUCCGCGACAUUGAGCAAGCAUCCCUGGCUGCAGUCGGGCAGACCCUGCCCUGCAGAGAUGAUAUCUCCAUGGAGGCACUGCAGGAACAGCUGACUUCAACCGUGCAGGAGAUUGGGCAUCUGAUUGAUCCCGUCUCCACAGCCGCCCGGGGUGAAGCUGCCCAGCUGGGACACAAGGUGACUCAGCUGGCUAGCUACUUUGAUCCACUUAUUGUGGCAUCAGUCGGCCUGGCCUCCAAACUGCACGACCAUCAGCAACAAAUGACCAUCCUGGACCAGACUAAGACCUUGUCAGAGUCUGCCCUGCAGAUGCUUUACGCUGCCAAGGAAGGUGGCGGCAAUCCAAAGGCGUCCCACACCCACGAUGCAAUCUCCGAAGCAGCCCAGCUGAUGAAAGAGGCCGUGGAUGACAUCAUGGUGACUUUGAAUGAGGCGGCCAGCGAGGGGGGCAUGGUUGGGGGCAUGGUGGAGUCCAUUGCCGAGGCCAUGGGCAGGCUGGAUGAAGGAACACCCCCUGAACCCGAAGGCUCCUUUGUGGACUACCAGACAACGAUGGUGAAGUUCUCCAAGGCCAUUGCCAUCACGGCACAGGAGAUGAUGACUAAAUCAGUGACCUGCCCCGAAGAGCUCGGCGGCCUUGCCUCUCAGGCGACUGUGGACUAUGGGCAGCUUGCACACCAAGGACGCCUCGCUGCAGCCACAGCAGAGCACGAAGAGGUUGGUUUCCAGAUCAGAACACGCGUCCAGGAGCUUGGUCACGGCUGUAUCUACCUGGUCCAGAAAGCUGGAGCCUUGCAGCUCAGCCCCACAGACAGCUUCUCCAAAAGGGAACUCAUCGAGUGUGCACGUGCAGUCACCGAGAAGGUGUCUUUGGUACUGUCAGCGCUGCAGGCGGGAAACAAAGGCACCCAGGCAUGCAUCACAGCAGCAAGUGCCGUUUCGGGCAUCAUCGCUGACCUGGACACGACCAUCAUGUUCGCCUCGGCGGGAACACUGAACCCUGAGAAUGAGGAGUCCUUUGCUGACCACAGGGAAAACAUUUUGAAGACAGCCAAGGCCCUGGUGGAGGACACCAAGCUCCUGGUGGCCGGAGCCGCGUCCAGCCAAGAGAAGUUGGCCCAGGCUGCCCAGUCCUCGGCUAAAACCAUCACCCAGCUCACCGAGGUGGUCAAACUGGGAGCGACGAGCAUGGGCUCUGAGGACCCCGAGACACAGGUGGUUCUGAUCAACGCGGUGCGCGACGUGGCCAAGGCACUGGCUGAACUCAUCAGCGCCACCAAGUGUGCCGCGGGCAAGGCUGCCGACGACCCGUCCAUGUAUCAGCUGAAAGGCGCCGCCAAGGUCAUGGUCACCAACGUGACGUCUCUUCUGAAAACGGUGAAGGCAGUGGAGGAUGAAGCCACUCGCGGGACGAGGGCACUGGAGGCCACCAUUGAGUUCAUCAAGCAGGAGCUGACAGUGUUCCUGUCGAAGGACGUCCCGGACAAGUCCACCACACCUGAGGAGUUUAUCCGCAUGACAAAGGGCAUCACCAUGGCGACGGCCAAAGCCGUGGCAGCGGGCAACUCUGCUCAGCAAGAGGACGUGAUCGCCAUGGCCAACCUGAGCCGCAAAUCAGUUUCUGAUAUGUUGACAGCCUGCAAGAAAGCGGCACACCAUCCAGAAGUGAGCGAGGACGUGAAAAGCAAGGCCCUGCAGUACGGCUCCGAAUGCACCACUGCAUAUGUCCACCUUUUGGAACAAGUCCUACAGGUUUUGCAGAGGCCCACGUCGGAGCAAAAGCAUCAACUGGCAGUCCAUUCGAAGCAGGUGGCGGCAUGUGUGACGGAGCUCAUCCAGACAGCCGAGGCCAUGAAAGGAUCAGAGUGUGUAGACCCCGAGGACCCCACUGUCAUCGCAGAGAGCGAGCUCCUCGGAGCAGCGGCGUCCAUUGAAGCCGCGGCCAAGAAACUCGAGCAGCUGAAGCCCAGAGCCAAGCCCAAGCAGGCUGACGAGACGCUGGAUUUCGAGGAGCAGAUUCUUGAAGCAGCCAAGUCCAUCGCGGCAGCGACCAGCGCUCUUGUCAAGUCUGCAUCAGCAGCCCAGAGAGAGCUGGUGGCACAGGGCAAGGUUGGAUCCAUUUUAGCCAAUGCAGUGGAUGACGGCCAGUGGUCGCAAGGACUCAUAUCGGCUGCCCGCAUGGUUGCCGCGGCCACCAGUAACCUGUGCGAGGCGGCCAACGCGUCCGUGCAGGGCCAUGCCAGCGAGGAGAAGCUCAUCUGUUCAGCCAAGCAGGUGGCGGCCUCCACAGCUCAGCUGCUGGUGGCCUGCAAAGUGAAGGCGGACCAGGAUUCCGAGGCCAUGAAGAGACUACAGGCUGCUGGCAACGCAGUGAAGCGUGCCUCAGACAACCUGGUGAGGGCGGCCCAGAAAGCAGCCUUUGACAAAACAGAGGAUGACAGCGUGGUAGUGAAGACCAAAUUUGUUGGAGGCAUUGCUCAGAUCAUUGCGGCUCAGGAGGAGAUGCUGAGGAAGGAGCGUGAGCUGGAAGAAGCCCGGAAGAAGCUGGCUCAGAUCCGACAGCAGCAAUACAAGUUCUUGCCCACCGAGCUGAGGGAGGACGAGGGUUGAUGGCCUGCCUGGAUUGGAUGCUCUCACGCUGGCGCCGCUGGCUCUCCUCUCAUGUAACCAAGGAUUAUACAGCACUUGAAACAGGCCCGUUUGGUAAGACAACCAAGUGCCUGUGCUUCGUUGUGUAUUUUGUGUGUACGUGUGUGCGGGCGUGUCAGUGACAGUCGCUGGCGUUUCCAUAAUAUAAUGUUGACGUUUGAGACCGUACGAUGAAGCCGUGUACGAAACUUUUUUUUUUCCCUGCGUCGUUCAUGUUAAAAUGAUGACGUGAAGAAAGUUCUAAAUCUUAUCAUUGUUACCGAAUGUUUUAUAGUCAGCGAGCAGAUGAUCGUGGCAGAUUCCAGUUGAGGGUCCAUCGCUACUUUUAAUCUAUUUCAAAGGAUCAAAACAGGGGCAGGAAGGAGAUGAUGUCACCACCGGCUUGCAUGCACCAUCAAAUCUCGACAUAUCACUGAAGCUACUAACCAAUAGAGUAGUCGAGCACUUAUUACAUAUGAUCUAAAAAUGAAAAGUUUUUUUCCAAAACGCGAUAAAUGCCACAUUAAAAAAGAAAAAAAGGGAUUUUGCCGUGCCGUUCUGUUGUGUAGAGGCUCUAUUAUCAUUUGUUCGGACUGAGCCAAUGAAUUGUUUCGACAGGAUAAAUUCAUGAUUGUAAUUGUAUUUUUGUUGUUGUUGUUUGUUUUUCCCAGCAUAAUCCAAAUGGAUUUAUAGCGUUUUGGAAAGAAAUCCUUCCAAUUAGAGGCUUUGCGGCUGCCAGCAAAACUAAAAGAAUAAAAAAUAUAUUUAUUCUUGAACGAUACUUUUUAAAAUAUAUAUAUAGUUUUUCUUACAGAGUGGACCAGAAAGUUGUGUCUUGUGACCAAAAUGAUCUGCCUGCUUCUAACCUCACUCUAGUUUUGAAAAACACAAACUCACAGAGCAGUGCAACAAUAUUGCUGGCAUUUUCUCUCUUUUUUUUCCUUCAUAUUUUUUGCACUGAUAACGAUACAUUAAGUGUUGUGGUGGAACUCAGAAUGUCAAAUUUCGGUCAACUUUUUUCAGAUUUAAUGAUGGACAUAACUAUGGUAAAAGCCUUUUUUCAUAAAACAUAUUUUGAAGUAAGAUUAUGAUACAAGUGUAAAAAUAAGUUAAACAACAGCAAAGUGUAAAUAUGCCACUCAAGAUAGGUGUUCCUCUCCAUUUCGACUUCAGAAGUUUCAUUGCACUUAUUAUGAAAUACGUUCAAACUAUCAGCAAGAUUUGCAAGGCACAAGUAAUUUUAAAGUAUUGAUUAGCAAUAUGUUCUCAUUAGUAAUUUAUUAAGUAGGGAUUAUGACAAUAAAAUAAUAAUAUACUGUAUUGAAAAUGGACUGUUUUCUAGUGAGAGAAAAAAAACUGAGCAAUACGAGCAUUAUGUAAGACCAGUUGCAUGCACAAACUCAUGCGGCAACAUGCUCCCCCCAAAAAUGAAAUGACGAAUCCCCGUAUGCUGAAAGAUGGGCAAUUUGUUGCGCUUUGUCAUGGAAACUCUAUUUUGCCUUCUUCUAAGUCCAUUUCACUUUCCCAACAUUUCAUUUGAGAAAACAAAUCUGAUUCAAAUGAGCUGUAAUUAUGGUGGCUCUUGCUCAAUCCCGUGCAGUUUGCAAGAACAAGCUUUUAUUUCUGAGUCACUGGCAUGUACACGCAACAAGCUUUUAAAUACUUGAAUGAUUAUGAUAUGUUGUGUUUCACUUGGGAAAAUGUUAUCUUUGGACGUACACCACUCACAAAAAGUUCAGGAUAAUUGUCUUUUGAAGUUAUUGCAACUGCCAAAUUCUUGCUUGUUAAGUUUCAUUGCUAUCCGGCAUCGGCUAUUCUGCGGUAGUUUCAGCAAAGCUCCCGAAUGCCAAGGGAACAAGGAAGCACAAGGCUGUUUUGGCUACUGCAAUUGAUUGACAGCUCGUCUGUCAGACCUUCUGUCUCUGAUUGGUUGUUUUUCCUAGGGCGCCACAGGUUAAGAAUCAAAUUAGCGAUAAAAGAUGUUUUUUCUUUCCCUUCCUCAAAUAAUUUUUGACAUGUUCUACUAUUCCUGGCAAUUUUUACAAGUAUGGCCAAAAGUGAAGAUUCCUUGUUUAAAUUUUUGCCGCGGACCACAUUUUCCUUGGAGGGCUGUUAUGCCUGGGAAAGCAUUGAAAGAAGUCAAGAAUAAUGGUUGAUUCAACGAUUGUUUAAGUUACUGUUAUGAGGGAUUUGGUAACAACAAAAUGAUUCCAAUAUCUCUUAUUUAUUAUAUAUGAGGAGUCGAGAGUUUAGCAAUCAUGGUAGAAGUUGACAUGUUUGAUUUGCUUUCGCGGGCCACACAAAAUGAUGUGGCGGCCCAGAUCUGGCCCCCGGGUCUUGAGUUUGACACAAGUGUUUUAAUUGCAACCUUCCCCUUUAUUUUGACAUUCUCUAAAUUGUUGUAAUGCACAUGUUCGAUGUUUCAAUACGUUUUGCACAACAGGUUUGAAUGGAGCAGUAAAUUUCCUGGUGCGGUUAGAAUGAAUAUUUAAGCAGUCUUCUUAAUUGUGCUGUUUACAUUUUGACAUCAUGAGACCAAAAACCAAAAAAAAAUUGAUCAGCAGUACCUCGCCAUUGCACGUCUGUUGUCAAAGGGAAGUGGCCUCUGAGCUUCACCUGUCACAGCAGGUUGCAACAGACAUUCAGAGACUGGAAGAGUCACAGAAAAGCAUAGAAGUGGACAUCCUUGGAAAUGUUCAUGGUUCCAACAGUAAUUUUGCCAUUCAGUUCAUUCGAGAACAGCAAGUUGCGCAAAAAGAACAAAACAUUGAACAUCUGGCCAUUUGAAAAUAUAGAUCCGAUUCAAUUAGGUUCCACCUUGUAAAGUGCACGUCAGGGUUAUCCCGAAAUUUCAUCCCGCAACUUUUUGUGAGUGGUGUGCAUCUUAAUCAUAGAUUGUAGGCCUAUUUGUCAUGUCAAAUAUUUACAUUUAUAAUAAUUGCCGUCACAGUUUCAUAAGGGCACAUAGCAUCAAUAUGUAUCCUCAAUGCUUCAUGUACACCGGCGAGCUGAUGAUGAAGGUCUUGCACUGGGACUGACAGCACGUUUACGCAGGAUCGAAUUAGCCUAUCGGAUGCACUGAAAUGGCUUGAGAAAGCUUCCAUUGUUGCGAAUCUAAGACAUUCCUUCACCCGCUGAAAAAGGUCAGAAACGAAAGCCGCGGUUCAGGAGCCCGGUCGGGUCCGUCUUGGAUGUCGGGAAUUUGCCAGCAGGUUACCUCCUGCGUUGUGUCUUAGUGCCUUACUCGAGUGUGUGGUGCAAGCAGUUGAAGAGGCGUCCUGGUUGGAGCUUGAGCCUUGAGAACAUUUUUUUUGCCAAUCCCCAUCAAGGCCUGAGCCGCAACAUGAGGAGUCCUUUUGCCAUACGAUCCAAUGCCUUGGCUGCCGGUGCUGUACCUGCCUAUAUUGCUAUCGUGGAUACCUUUCGUGGAUAUAAAAACUUUGAUGGAAUACUACCGGCAUUCUUUCAGCAUGUUUGUGUUUGAAGUUAUGAGAAGUUGUUUAAGGAAAAAAAUGGGCUGUUCUUGUUCCCUUCUCUUGUCAUCUAACUAUGUUAAAAUGUCUGUUUUUACCAGUUAAGAAUUACCCUGCCAUGCAGUGCUGAGCAAAGGUCCGAGGCCGACGUUAGCUUUGUCGUUUUAAUGACCGCUGUCAUUGCAUUCGUUUGGGUGCAGCAAAAAAAAGCAAAAACACAAGACUACAUGAUUGCUUUUUUGGGGGUGUUUUUUGUUUGUUUUUUUUUUUUUGCAUAAGGUAAGCAUGGACCAAUCACAAAGUUUGAGAUGAAAACCUAUUUUUUUGUGCGUGUCUGGCUGUAUUUUAUUUUUAUUUUUUGUGUGGGGGAUGGCGAGGGGGGGGGGCAUCUCCACUCUUAAAACUGCUGGGUUCAAAAUAACCCAAAUUGGGUGAAAUAGCAAACCCAGCACUGGGUCCAAAAGGGACCGAGCCAAUGCUGGGUUAUUUGUACCCUGAGUUAUUAAAUUGAGGGUUUUCAAACACUGCAACCCACUGUGCCAUCCAACCACGAAUAAUAACCCAAACAGGUAAAAGUAACACAACGCGCUCAAAAUUCACAGCUACCCAGCAAGUGAAUUAGAAAAACAUCCCAACAUUUUUUGUUUUUUGUGUAUAGAAAAAAGGAUAGCGGCCUGGUAGUCCAGUGGUUAGCACGUCGGCUUCACAGUGCAGAGGUACCGGGUUCGAUUCCAGCUCCGGCCUCCCUGUGUGGAGUUUGCAUGUUCUCCCCGGGCCUGCGUGGGUUUUCUCCGGGUGCUCCGGUUUCCUCCCACAUUCCAAAAACAUGUGUGGCAGGCUGAUUGAACACUCUAAAUUGUCCCUAGGUGUGAGUGUGAGUGCGAAUGGUUGUUCGUUUCUGUGUGCCCUGCGAUUGGUUGGCAACCGAUUCAGGGUGUCUCCUGCCUACUGCCCGAAGACAGCUGGGAUAGGCUCCAGCACCCCCCGCGACCCUAGUUAGGAUCAAGCGGCUCGGAAGAUGAAUGACUGAAUGAAUGAAUAAAAAAGGAUAGUCUGCUCCAAUAACAAAUCUAAUGACGGGCCAAUAUUUUUGCCCAGCACUGUGUAUUUAUUGUCUGAAUGAUUUGUGCAAAUAUUCAAGCAAACGGGAGGGAAGUUGACUGUGUUACGAAUAGGUGUUGUGCAAAACCGCGUGUAAUUUGAUGACUUGAUGCUCUAUGUAUGAUAUUUAUCCGGUCACAAAGGUAUUUUUUGUAUUCAUCACAAAAUAAAAUAAAAAUCAAGCAGAA
Molecule: messenger RNA, 12746 nt
Organism: Hippocampus zosterae (dwarf seahorse)
Lineage: Eukaryota; Metazoa; Chordata; Actinopteri; Syngnathiformes; Syngnathidae
Gene: tln2b
Product: talin 2b
Exons: 60
Coding region: 308-7966 (2552 amino acids)
Biological process (GO): cell-cell adhesion
Cellular component (GO): plasma membrane; focal adhesion; ruffle
Molecular function (GO): structural constituent of cytoskeleton; integrin binding; actin filament binding
Source: RefSeq, a predicted model, not a curated record